AUGGUUGCGCAUCCUUCUGGCGCACUGAUUCAUCUAUCGAUGGACAAUGCCAAGACAAUUAUCAGUGUGCUUAAGGCUGUCCAAUUUCGGGAUUUAGCCACUGUGUUUGCUACAACAAAUGGCCUGAAGAUCACCGUGGAAGAUGCUAAAUGUAUCCAGGGUAACGCUUUUUUACACGCGGGGUUAUUUCGCGAGUUUCAUUUGGCUCGUGAUAUAAUCUCAUUCAAAAUGAACAUUAAUGUACUGAUUUCAGAAUGCAUGCGUGAGGCCUUCAGUGAGUUGGAUAUGUCCAGUGAGGUAUUGGAACUCGCUUUGCUCCCCCCACCGGCGAUACAACCUCGUUUGCGGCUAACCACCUAUGGUCUAGCUGGUACUAUGCAUUUCGAUUUACCGCGUACAUCCGACCAAGUUGAAGUGUUUGAAUCCAGUUCCGGACAGCCGAGAUUAGCGCGGUAUCGUCUUUCGCUACUUCGUCCCGCCACCAGUCGUGCAUUGGCUAUGGCCACACGGAUCUCAAUUCGGGUGAAUGAGCGUGGUUUCUUGUCCAUGCAAUUCAUGCUCAAUUUACCGGAUGGACAAGUAGCGUUUGUGGAAUUCUUUUGCGUACCGGACGAGGAUGAGGCCGACGAGCCUGAUCCGCCUGCUGUGGAGCAGAAUUCCGUACUGCCUCAACCAGGACCAUCAUCCACAAGACCACCUCAGAGCGUGUUUGAACCGGAUUGGAGUGACUGA
This is a messenger RNA of Echinostoma caproni, 732 nucleotides long. The record is from the annotation of a GenBank genome assembly. Lineage: Eukaryota; Metazoa; Platyhelminthes; Trematoda; Plagiorchiida; Echinostomatidae.